Messenger RNA from Punica granatum (pomegranate), 1538 nucleotides. Lineage: Eukaryota; Viridiplantae; Streptophyta; Magnoliopsida; Myrtales; Lythraceae. The record is from RefSeq and is a predicted model, not a curated record.
GAUAACGUUUCAAAUCAAAUCGAAAGUGGCCGAAAACGGAGCAGGAGUGACGUGGCGGCACCGCGCCAAUAACCAGGACGGCACCACCUCACCGCCGUUAAGUGGCCGAACUCAGCGGUGAACCACCACUGCCGGCUAAUAUCUCAGCUCAACCACCGCCAACACAGCCGAGCCCCGCCCACAAUUUCCGCUCCACCUCACCGAGGACCACAACAGCCGCCGCCGGCCCUCCACACAGCGGCAUCUCCAUUUCGCCUAACACAGUGUUAGUAGCUUCGGGCAACUUCGAGGGUCAGGGUAGAGGUUCAUUGCAGAAACUCAGCGCUGCACCAAUAAGCUCGAGCAUCAAUUCAAAUCAUAUGAUCCCAGCUGUCGCUGAUACACUGAGCUUGAAGGGUUGUUGAAAGAAAUGGAGUUGGCAUUUGCUUCUCGCUUAUGCUUUCCCGCCCCAAAGCAGUACGGUCGAGAAGUCAACCGCUGUCCUUCAAAUGGUUAUGCCCCGAGGAGAUAUUACUCUCGGAAAAAAUCUCCAUAUACCGUAGCUUGCACUGCCCAACAGGCACAGUUAUCUGAGGUUGCAUUGGAGACUCAGAAACAUGAGUUACUACGAGCUGUCCAGGACACGCAGCGGGGUCUGGUUACAAAUGCCGAUCAACGCUCAUUUAUCGAAGAGGCUAUGGUUAGCCUGGAGGGAUACUGCAGUGGUGCACCAAUUGAUUUGGUGAAGUUGGAUGGCACGUGGCGUCUGCAAUAUACUUCUGCACCUGAUGUCCUCGUACUUUUCGAAUCUGCUGCUAGGCUUCCUUUCUUUCAGGUUGGGCAGAUCUUCCAAAGAUUUGAUUGCCGCAAAAAAUCAGAUGGUGGCUCUGUUGAUAAUGUUGUCCAGUGGAGUGUACCCAGCUUGUUAGAAGAAGAAAAUGGUGCAACUCUUCUUGUUUCUGCCAAAUUUUCAGUUGUCUCCGCCCGAAACAUCUAUCUUCAGUUUGAAGAGAUUAAUCUUCAAAAUUUUAAGAUCAGCGCGCAGUUGCAAGCACUGAUCACUCCAGCAAUACUACCACGCUCAUUCUUAAGCCUACAGGUUUUGCAAUUUAUACGGGCUUUCAAAGCUCAAAUACCGGUGCAGAAUCCGGGGAGUGCAGGCAAGGCGUUGGAGGGCUUUAUUACUUGUCAUAUUUGGAUCGGGACAUGCUUUUAGGUCGUGCUGUUGGAGGGGGUGGAGUCUUUGUUUUCACUCGAGCUCAGCCUCUCGACUUCUGAGCCCACCUGACACUGACUGGCUUCUACCAAGUAAAUGGAAGGUGGAGUUCACCGCAUUUCCGUGGGAGCACGCACAAUUUCUCACUUUAGAGUCCUUCAGCAAUGAUAACGACUUUGAUCUGUACUGAAUGGUAUUCUUUUAUCGAAAAUAACAAGAGUACAUUUCAAUUUCGAUAGUCUUUAGAAAAUUGUGAAGUUAUGUGCUGCCUUGUUGAGAUUGAAUUUCUUUUUUCAACGGAGAUAUUAUGUGAACACUUGGAAUAUAUCACCGAUUCAUCGCG